Molecule: messenger RNA, 1163 nt
Organism: Radiomyces spectabilis
Lineage: Eukaryota; Fungi; Mucoromycota; Mucoromycetes; Mucorales; Radiomycetaceae
Exons: 6
Coding region: 175-1011 (278 amino acids)
Source: RefSeq, a predicted model, not a curated record
GCCAUCUCUUCUCCGUGUUCCUCAUGUACCGAUCUCGCGAUACGCACACGAGAGCGACAAGGAAGACGAGUGAAAAUGGCGAAGCCCAUGCCGUCCAUCCACUUCAAUCCAAAAAUGUGAAUGCAACCAAAGUUCCCAGCGAGGGACCACGACGAUUAAAGGUCAAAGAUGUAAAUGCGCAGUCGCCCAUCAGCACGCCCACCAAAGACAAGUACCCCACCAAAGAUGGGCUCCAGAAGACGCGAUCCAUUUCAGUGUAUCACGAUAAAGAAAAUGAUAAACAAGUUGAACCGACGUCCACCAAAGGAAAAGGCGCAGCCACCCGUGAAUCAAAGUCAAUCACGCCUCUCAAACGAACCACUAGCAAUACUGGUGACGUCUCCGAUCGCCCAACGAACUGAACGCAAAGUCCAGAAACGCGAACCACCCACCAUUGAAUAUGCGCCGCCCAAGGAAAAAGAAUUACCGUGGAUUCCCGAUACCGAAUUUGAUCUGUCGCUAUUUGGCGGAGAAGCCGACCUUGAUCUGUACGAACAGUCAGCCCUUGUGCUGAAGGAUGAUACCGGAGAAACCUUCCGAACCACACAGAGAAAAUUUGAACUUGAUUCAAUCAAAGAAGAAGAAAUAACAACGACGGAAACCAGGGAAUCCCCAGAAAUCGAGCCAAAACCAGUGGAACCGAGCUUGUUGAAGGAAGAACCGGUGCUUGAACAGGGAUCACCUGUUACGGCAUUCGCGUUUGAAUCUGUUGAUAUGCCUACCAUUGUGACACCGACAGCCAUCGAAUACGGCCCUCCACGUGAAAAAGAGCCAGAAUUCUUUGCGUUUGACGAUGUCGACGUACCUACUAUCCACGCCGUCAAUGCUAUCGAUGACGAUGCACUUGAAUUCGUCUAUCCAUUCGAAGAGGAGAGCUCUCUUCAUUGUGGUGAUGUGAGCGACGAGGAUCUCGCUAUUCCCUUCAGUGAUUUCGUCUUUGACGACAUCUAUGCCCUUCCCUGCUUCACAUAAGAACCUUUCCUGUAUAUAUUAUCAUUCUAUGUUUAUCCCUUUCACGUUGAGCCACUGUGAGCUAUGGACAAGCUAAUUUGCUUGCAUAAAUCAAUGAAACAAGUCACGGACCCUUUUUCCAUUGGCUUCCUUGGAAUUUCUCAAACAAAAAU